Etheostoma cragini (Arkansas darter) is the source of this 2291-nucleotide messenger RNA. RefSeq names its product tripartite motif containing 110 (gene trim110). Lineage: Eukaryota; Metazoa; Chordata; Actinopteri; Perciformes; Percidae. Gene Ontology annotation, molecular function: zinc ion binding; protein binding. The record is from RefSeq and is a predicted model, not a curated record. The transcript is spliced from 8 exons. The coding region runs from base 449 to 1978 and encodes 509 amino acids.
AAUUUAUUCUUUUAUAAAACAUAUUGAUCACCUACUUCCUUCCAUUAGGUCACAAGGUGUUAUUUUUGUCCAACACACAUUUUCACAUAAGUAUUCUAUUCAUAGAGCACGGUAGGCAAAAGCCCAGUAGACAGGAUUACUGGUGCACAGUUGGAGUGAAACAACGACAGCCACCAGCUCAAUACACGCUGUGUCUUACUACCCGUCACUGCAUUCAUGCUACAAGUAACAACAGAAUGUAACAUGUGCAAAUGUCUUUUAUUUGGUGUUGCACAGGCCCACAACAUGAUGUUUGAUUAUCUUUUCUUAGCAUGUACAAUUACUGACUGCAAUCGAAAUCAGUAAUGUGAUUUUGAUUUCUCUAUUGUUUAUUUACUUUUUAGUUAGUAGUGUUGUGUGACACACACACACACACACACACACACCCCGGACCCUUCAUCUGCUCACUAUGUCGUCCCUGGAGGAAGAGCAAACCUGCUCUGUGUGUCGAGACUUCUUCAGCCAGGCCCACCCCCUGCCCUGUGGUCACAGCUUCUGCUCCGCCUGCAUUCGUGAAGCUUGGAGCGUCCAGGCUGAGGGCAAAAGUCGCUUCACCUGCCCCCAGUGUCAGGAGGAGCAUGGUGAAGUGCUGUGUGACUGCUGUCCUCCUGGGGCAGCAGACGGACAGCCACUGGUGGCUGUCAAGACCUGCCUGAAGUGUGAAGUGUCACUGUGUGCUGAACACCUCCAACCCCAUUUGGAGAGACCUGCGUUUAGCACCCACCUAUUGGUGGAUCCGCUGGGGGACCUCUCCCAGCGAAAGUGCCCGACACACACAGAGAUAUUGCGCUACUACUGUGCCGAUGAGAGGGUGUAUGUGUGUAGUGACUGUCUGCUGGACGGAGGCCACGCUCAGCACAAAGUGAAGGCAAUGAAACAAGUGGAAGAGGAUCUGAAGAUUAUUCUCCAGACCCUGCUCAGCAAAGCAGAGGAGAAGCUAAAAGAUGGAGUGCAAAUCCUCAAAGAGCAUGAGGCCAUUGAUUCAACCAUGGCUGACUCUUUAAAGAAGGAUCACACCCAGGUGGAGCGGCUGGGUUCAGACCUGCAGGUCCAGGUGAAAAGGCUGGUAGACGCUCUGAGGGAGAUCACCAAGAGGGAGAAACAGCAGGUCAUAAAGCGUGUGCAUGAAGACUGCUCCAGGGUGAGAAGCGACAUGUGCCAGGCGCUAAGCAUACAGCACUACCUGGCCUCACUGCUGGCAGAGACGGACCCCUUCCUGCUCAUCUGGGCCUUUCAAUCAGAUGACACAAAGUUACUAGCCGACCUCAACAACCCGCUUUUCAUCCCUGAUGCCGUCAGUCUGGACAGGAAACACAUCUUGGAGGACAUCGAGAGCAAGUAUCGAGAGUUUAUCACCGGCACCCUCCGCUGCCUCAGUGAACUCAAGAGGGAGCUUUUAAGCAGUCCUUUGACUCUGGACACUAACACAGCCCAUCCUCUGUUGAGCAUCUCUGAUGAUCUUCGCUCAGUGACACGGGUUAAAAGCCGCCUGCCCUGCGCUGCUCACCCCGAACGUUUCGACCACUGGCCGCAGGUCCUCACUGCCCAGGCCUUCACCUCUGGGACUCACUACUGGGAGCUGGAGGCUGAGGGAUUCUGGGAUAUUGGCAUCUGCUAUAGAAGUAUUGGACGGAAGGGGAAAGAUGGAAACGCCUUUGGGAACAACAAGGUAUCAUGGAGCUUGACACAGCAGCAUGACAGGAAGCUGGCUGCCUGGCACAACCGCAGGAAGACCCGCCUAACGUACCAAAUGACCGGCAAUCGAGUUGCUGUUGCUGUGGACUAUGGUGCAGGCACCGUCACUUACUCCGAGGUGGGACCAUCAAACAGCCUGACCCACCUCUACACUUUCUCCACCUUGUUCACUCAACCUGUGUGCUUGGGCUUUGGACUCUACAAAGCUGAGCUCAACAGCCGAAUCUCUAUUGUCAAACUCUGAGGUGGAGAAAAGGGGAAGAAGGAAAAAAAUAAUGCCGACAGACAACAGGUUGAUUUAACUUAGACAAGCCAAGACAAAGUGGUGUUAAUUUAUUUCCCCACUUCUCGAGCCUCUCUGAUGUUUCUCUUCUCUCAGAUCUCAGUCCGAGCUCAUCUUCUUCCUCAAAAAGACACCAAAACAUAUCCCUAAAACUGUGAUCAGGUGAUAUUGACAUUGAAAUAUCAGAUAUAUUUGAAAAAAGAGCAUUAUGUGAGUGAAUUUGAGCGGAUCUUAUUUGGACAGCAAAUGAAGAGGCUUCUUUGAAAAAGGACAA